Molecule: messenger RNA, 7355 nt
Organism: Hemicordylus capensis (graceful crag lizard)
Lineage: Eukaryota; Metazoa; Chordata; Lepidosauria; Squamata; Cordylidae
Gene: WDR11
Product: WD repeat domain 11
Exons: 29
Coding region: 287-3961 (1224 amino acids)
Cellular component (GO): cytoplasm
Molecular function (GO): protein binding
Source: RefSeq, a predicted model, not a curated record
AGAGUUCCCCUUGGCUAUGCGGAAAAUGUCUCAGGAAUGAAUGAAUCGUUUUAUUACGAUCAUAGAUCAGACAUAAACACAACCAAUUAUACAACAUUCAGAUAAGAAAAGUCUCAGGAAAGCGGAACCAAACUUUUGCAGUUGUCAGAGCAACCCGGACCAUUUGGGGGCAAGGACUGGUGGUGCUCAGUCAGUCUGAGCAUAUCGCUUCCUUCUCUGGUCUUCAGUCUGUGGUUUUGUGUCUUCUUCCCCGUCGGCCACACUGGCCGGGCCACCCUCCCCCGCCAUGCAGCCUUACGUGGUAAACAUCAAGCUGUCAUCCCGAACCCUCACCGGGGCUCUCAACCCUCAGAACCGGGGCGCGGCGGAUUGGGGCUGGCAAGGAUUGAUUGCAUAUGGCUGCCAUUCUCUUGUGCUGGUGAUUGAUCCCAAGACGGCUCAGACCCUACAGGUUUUGGAAAGGCACAAAGCUAAUGUUGUAAAGGUUAAAUGGGCUAAAGAAAACUACCAUCACAAUAUUGGAUCGCCUUAUUCUUUGCGUUUGGCUUCUGCUGAUGCCACUGGAAAGAUCAUUGUUUGGGAUGUGGCUACAGGAGCUGCUCGUUGUGAAAUCCAAGAGCAUACAAAACCCAUCCAGGACAUGCAAUGGCUGUGGAAUCAAGAUGCCUCUCGAGAUCUGCUACUUGCAGUUCACCCGCCAAAUUUCAUCGUGUUGUGGAAUGCAGAUACAGGAACCAAGCUUUGGAAGAAAAGUUAUGCAGAAAACAUUCUGUCUUUUUCAUUUGAUCCCUUUGAUCCUUCAAAUUUAACAUUGCUUACAAGCGAGGGAAUAGUGUUCAUUUCGGACUUCUCUCAUUCCAAGGCCCCGGUCAGUUCAGGGAAAAAGGUUUACAUUUCCAGCCCGCGUUCUAGUCCUGUUCAUAACAAGCUGGUAUCUGCUGCAGGGGCUAAAAAGGCCCUGGACAAAGUUAAAAUUCUCAUCACUAACGAAAAACCAAGUGCUGAAUCAGUAACACUGAAUGACUGUCUUCAGCUAUCCUACCUGCCAUCCAAAAGAAAUUACAUGUUGUUACUCUACCCAAGAGAAAUCUUGAUUCUGGACCUCGAAGUAAACCAGACAGUAGGCGUGAUAGCAAUUGAGAGAACAGGAGUGCCUUUUUUGCAGGUGAUCCCAUGUUUUCAACGCGAUGGAUUGUUCUGUUUACAUGAAAAUGGUUGUAUAACUCUGAGAGUUCGCAGGUCUGCCAGUAGCAUAAGUGGUACACCAAAUGAAGAUGCAGAACCCGACCCUAUUCAGGAGCUGGUCUAUGAUUUACGAAGUCAGUGUGAUGCUAUCAGGGUUACCAAGACUGUUCGUCCAUUCAGUAUGGUGUGUUGUCCAGUUAAUGAAAAUUCUGCAGCUCUCAUAGUUAGUGAUGGUAGGGUGAUGAUAUGGGAGCUGAAGUCAACCAUUUCACCUCGAAGCCUUCACACUAGCAAUAUGAGUGUGUCUCCUUUGUAUUCUGCUGUUUCUUUUUGUGGAAUUCCUGUUGGAGCACACCAGAAUAAGCUUCUGGACUUGUCAUUAGAAAAUAUGAUAGGACAAGGGACAAUUUCUAACAAAGAGCAACUAAAAAGCUACUAUUUUCAAGAAGUGCUCCUGAAGUUUCUGCUAACAGGCCUUCUUUCAGGACUUCCUUUGCCUCCGUUUGCUAUCCGCAUGUGCCCACCUCUUACCACAAAAAAUAUAAAGCAGUAUCAGCCUCUUCUUGCUGUUGGUACAAGCAAUGGCUCUGUCUUGGUGUAUAAUCUUACCAGUGGGCUUCUACAUAAAGAGUUAAGCAUCCAUUCCUGUGAAGUCAAGGGCAUUGAAUGGACAAGCUUGAGCGGCUUCCUUUCCUUUGCCACAUCAACCCCCAAUAAUGUAGGGCUAGUAAGAAAUGAGCUGCAGUUGGUUGAUCUCCCCACAGGUAGAAGCAUUGCAUUUCGUGGGGAGCGAGGCAACGAUGAACCCGCUAUUGAAAUGAUAAAGGUGUCUCACUUGAAGCAGUACUUAGCAGUUGUAUUUAAAGACAAACCUUUGGAACUGUGGGAUAUCAGAACAUGUACUCUCCUUAGAGAAAUGCCAAAAAACUUCCCUACAAUUACUGCGUUGGAAUGGUCACCUUCGCAUAACUUGAAGAGCUUAAAAAAGAAGCAGCUUGCAGCCCGUGAAGCUAUGGCCCGGCAAACAGUUGUAUCGGAUACUGAACUGAGCAGUUUAGAAUCUUCUGUGAUCAGCUUACUGCAGGAGGCUGAGAGUAAAUCCGAACUGAGCCAGAACAUCUCUGCUCGGGAACACUUUGUGUUUACAGAUACCGAUGGGCAAGUCUUUCACUUGACAGUGGAGGGGAAUUCUGUCAAAGACAGUGCAAGAAUUCCUCCUGACGGAAGCAUGGGUAGCAUUACAUGCAUUGCAUGGAAAGGAGAUAUCUUGGUUCUCGGAGAUGAUGAUGGGAAUUUGAAUUUCUGGGAUUUAAAAGGCAGGGUAUCCAGAGGCAUCCCCACACACCGAGGCUGGGUGAGGAAAAUUCGCUUUGCCCCUGGGAAAGGAAACCAAAAGCUGAUAGCAAUGUACAAUGAUGGGGCUGAAGUUUGGGAUACCAAGGAGGUACAGAUGGUAAGCAGUCUCAGAAGUGGAAGAAAUGUCAACUUCCGAGUACUCGAUGUUGAUUGGUGUACUUCAGACAAAGUGAUCUUAGCAUCAGAUGACGGAUGCAUCAGAGUGCUAGAGAUGACAAUGAAAUCGGCCUGUUUUAGAAUGGAUGAGCAAGAGCUGUCAGAACCUGUGUGGUGCCCAUACCUUCUUGUUCCAAGAGCUUCCUUAGCUUUAAAAGCAUUCUUGCUGCACCAACCUUGGAAUAAUAAAUAUACUCUGGAUAUUUCACACAUAAAUUAUCCAGAGAAUGAAAAUGUUAAAAACCUACUGCAGGAACAGUUGCACUCAUUAUCCAAUGACAUAAAGAAACUUUUGCUUGAUCCAGAGUUCAGCCUUUUACAGCGAUGUCUACUGAUAUCAAGACUGUAUGGGGAUGAAUCUGAACUGCAUUUCUGGACUGUUGCUGCCCAUUAUUUGUAUGCCUUUUCCCAGGACAAAACAUUAACUGCAAAAACAGGAGAUUCACUCAUUCAUCUGGAAAAAUGGAUCAGUCCACUAGAUAUAUGUUUUGAUACAUUGUGUGAAAAUUCCUAUUUCCAGAAAUUCCAGAUUGAAAGGGUCAAUCUCCAAGAAGUUAAAAGAUCAAAUUAUGAUCACACCAGGAAAUGCACUGACCAGCUGCUACUUCUGGGCCAGACUGAUAGAGCUGUGCAGCUACUUUUGGAAACAAAUGCAGAGAACCCCUAUUACUACUGUGAUUCACUCAAGGCAUGUCUGGUCACAACAGUCACUUCCUCAGGUCCUUCCCAAAGUACCAUCAAAUUGGUAGCAACUAACAUGAUUGCAAAUGGAAAACUGGCAGAGGGUGUCCAGUUGCUGUGUUUAAUUGAUAAAGCUGCUGACGCGUGUCGUUAUCUGCAAACCUAUGGUGAAUGGAAUCGAGCUGCGUGGCUUGCAAAAGUUCGUUUGAAUGUGGAGGAAUGUGCUGAUGUUUUGAAGCGUUGGGUUGAUCAUCUUUGUUCUCCACAAAUCAAUCAGAAAUCUAAGGCCAUCCUGGUCCUCCUUUCCCUAGGUUGCUUCCUGAGAGUUGCAGAGAUGCUACACAGCAUGAGGUAUUUUGAUAGGGCCGCCUUGUUUAUUGAAGCCUGCCUCAAGUAUGGCACAAUUGAAGUUAAUGAAGAUGCAAAGAAACUAAUCCAUGCAGUAUUUGCAGAUUAUGCGAGAAACCUGAAGACGCUGGGCUUUAUACAGGCUGCUGCUUCAUUUGCCUCCAAAGCAGGAGAAGCUGGCAAAGAUUUAUUGCAUGAACUUGAACAACUGAAAGAGGAAGGACUUAAAGAGUAACAACCCUCUGUGGAGCACUAAAUACUGAAAUUUCCCAUUAGGUGGCAUCAUCAGUGUGGUUACUCCAUUUAAAGACAAUGAAAGUAAAUUUCAUUUAGUAAAAAAUACUGUUUUAGUCGCAAUAGAAAGUAUAAAUGCAGAAUGUUGUGCAUGGGCAGUUCUCUUUUAAAACUGAUAGAAACGUUAAUCAGAACUCUUAAAUUUCACUUUAACCAAAGUUAAGAAAUAGUGUUUGAUUUACACAAAAUGAAAAGGGGAAAAAAACCCUCUAAGGUGUUUUUGGAAAUACCUGAAACCCGUAGAACCAGGGCCAGUCUAAGUUAUUUUGCUGUCCUGCAUGAUUUGAGAGGGGUAUGGUGCUGCUUGGAUAAAGCUCUUAAAUUGUACAAAGCCUAGAGUGGCACUUCAGCAUCCUCUACAAUACUGGAAAAUGGGGCCAACUUUCCGAUUGGGCACUUUUACUGGCAUCACUAACAAUAUUGCUGCUCCAAACAACCAUUUAAACUGUGCACACAGGGCCAGAGCUGAGCCAAAAUUGUAUAUUAAAGAAUGCAUGUUCAGUGAAGGAGAAGAAAGGAGAAGAACAUCAGGCAGCUAAGUAAUUUCCAUAAACAGAAAAAACGUUUGUCCAUGUGCUGCCCACUAAUCACAGCUAAGGGAGUCGUUCGAAAUCCUCCAACCAGCUCCUGAUCCUUGGAGGCAAGGGAGCUGUGUAAUUCCUGAGCUUGUCUGACCAAGGUUUCUGUUCUGACCUAAAGCUUGGGCAGGCUCCCUCUUUAUAUGCUCUGGGUAAGUUCUCCCCACUAUUCCACGUGACUGCUAAAAGUCCUGUGUUGUGUCACAUGGGUUACAGAGAGUAUUUAAAGAGACUGACUGACCUCUUAAUGAAGUACACACAUAAUGAGGAACUGUGGGGGUACAACUGGAACACACACACAAUCUCCCAGUUCCUCUACAUGCACGCUGUUGCGCAAGUGAGCAAAACGUCCUCGCUCUGUUCACGCUCUAAAAGUGCUCUGGAAGAAAGGAAACGUUCCUGACCCUCAGCAGAUUUGUGCACUGAAUUAAAUUGUUGGUCAGUUAAUAGUGUAAUACUGAGAUUAUUGUGGAAAGUAUGUAUCUUUACUUGGAUCACAAGAAGUGUAAACUGAUGCAUCAUGUUUAAUGACUCGAGCCACAAGGAAAUAAUGAACUGUUUCCUAAAUUGAGAAGAGCUAAGUGACCCUCUGCUUGUGAAGAAAAUACUCUUGUUCUUAGAUUUUCAAAUGCAUCUUUGGGAACUAGACAGUCAGUUCUCAGUCAGUGUGUAUUGGUUGGAUCGUGAGUUUAUUUAACUGUGUUUGAAAAUCUCACCUGGCUCUCUAAGAAUACUGAUUAAUUCAUAGCUGCAGAACUUUUGCUACUUCCAAUCAGUUGGGAUUGGGAUUUUAAAAAUGUUAGGGACCUAAACCUGUGGAUGAUUAUAACUUUCAGACUUCUUCAAACACUGACUGCACUCUAGUGGUGUAAAACCUUUUACAGAUAAGAAGUCUAAGUGUAGUAUUGCCUUCUAUAGCAAGUGCUAGUUGAUAAUGAGCAGGUCUUUACUAUAAUAGCAAGGCUGUCCAUUUAGAACUAAUGAGAUGUAGAGAUAUCAUCCAUGGAAACUAUACUGGCUAUAUAUAUAGAACUGCUCAGGACCCAUUUAUGAUGUCUGGAAGCAUUUGUAUCUUCAGCAUAGUGAUAAUCUGAGGAAUGUGUGAAAAUGGUAGCUAUACAAAUGUUCUCCUGAGUCUGCCCCAUUAAUUUCAGUAGAAGCAAGAGAUUUGUGCACAUAUGCAUGGAUCUUCUGCCAAUGGAAUUAAUGUGGUACUUCACUUAGCAAGACUUCCAUAAUGGAAAACACACAGAGGACUGAAAUGAGGCAUGUGUCAGUUAUUUGAUUCAUAGUGGUGUUUUUCCGACUUAGUGGUCCAAGAUGCUUCCUUGGGAAAGGAUGCAAGUUGACCUUGUACUCACGGGAAAUGGUUAAUUCAUAGUAAUAGUUAAUAUUGCUUAUUUAACUUUCUAUAGAUUUCUAAUUGCUUAGAAAUCAUAUAACCCUUAUUUUACCAGUUUGGUAAUGUAGGGGUUUUUCAAAAUCCAUAGUGAACGUUACAGUCUGUCUUUUCUUCUUUCUGUGUGUCUGCCUUCCAUUUUCUGUUCCGCUCUCCCAUUUUCUGUCCCACUCCCUUUUUUCUUUUUCCUCUCUGCUCUUUCUCUCUCUACAAAAGUUAUGCAGCUUGUUUUUGCAAGGCUUACCACCUACUUUAAACAUUAUAUUUUUAAAUUCACUUGACAUGCUCUUUCUUAAAGAUAAAUGGUAACUUUCCACAUAUGUGGUCAUAUUACUUUUUCUUUUGGUCUUAGCCAACAAAGCACUUCUGAUGACUAAUUAUUCAAAGUAAUUUUUAUGACAUACAGUAAAUAGAACUGCUUCAGAGACACUGCCUUUGAAGUCUUCUGAACACGGGUUUCACAUAUAAUGUACUAUCCUUUUAUAUCUUUAGGACCUAACUGGACAACACAGAAAACAUGCAGCUGGCAUUAACUCACAUCUGCCUGGUAAUGUCUAGUGAAAAUGUGAUACAACAUCAAUGUGUUCAGCAUUUCCCUGCCCCUGCAGGCUACAUCCUGUAAACUGGAGUGGGAAACAGUCAUGUUGAACACAAUGACAUCACAUCACAAGUUUAUUUUACUAAACAUUACCAGGAUAUGCCUGGGAGACGAUGACAGUCAGCAGUAGCCAUGUGGACCUCCCAACCCCAUAAUGUCUAUUUGGCCCUUGGCAAAGAAUAUAUAAACUGGCCUAGAGCUUUUACUUGGAAUAAGUAGUACACUAAGUAUAAGUAAUGUAUUAUCAUCUUUUCAUGGAGUAGAGUGUUACUUUUCAGUAGGUUUCAGAAGGGCUGUCCUUAAGAUAAACCGCAAACAUAAUGGCAGCAGUAUUUUCUAAAAAACUGGAAUUGUCACCCUGAAAAUUCAUUUUAUUAGAAGUUAUCAAUUUUUCAGCUGUAUCGUCAUGUCCUUUGUUAAUGUGGAAGGAAGCCUUACUUAUACUGGAUGUAUUUAUAUGUGUGUGCUUUAAAGCCAAAUCCUAUGCAUGCUUACUUAGAAGUAAGUCCCACUGUGUUCACUGAGAUUUACUUUUAAAUAAGUGUGCAUAGAAUUGCAACCUUAGAUUUGCAUCCAACCCUCACCUUCUACUGUGCUAUUUUGCACUUGUGCAAAGGGUGGCACAAUUUUCACUGAGUCCGUCUUUGCUCUUGCAGAAAGUAUUUGGAUAUAACCCUCAGAAUAUGGUCUGUAUACUUUGCACAGCACAAAAUGUCUCCAUCCAUUUCUUGUACAAAGAUGAAUAAAUCAUUAUAAAAUA